UGCUCGAGACAGAAGGGGGAACAACUUUGAUAAAAAUUAACUUAAAAAAUCAAUCGCUCAAGGCACAGGUAUUGUCGAUUCUCAGCGUGUUUCUGCCAUCACGGCAACAGUUCACCUGUCGUCAGUAAACAACAAAAUUAUUGAUUUAUUUAUGAAUUGGAUCUGAUGUCCCGAAGAACUUCAUUAACAUGGCUGACUCCGGGAAGAAAGGUGCUAAUUACACAAGUGCUAUCAGGAAAAGGACCGUUUCUGAUAAAAAUGAAAUGAGGAAAGCGGUAAAUGGCGAAAGAGGAGAAGAUAAACACGAGAGCAUGAAAGAGGAAAGGGCUUUACAAGAAAACACUGAACUUUCAGAAAAGAAAACGACAAAGUCUAUGCUUGAUAAGAAUACAAAGAAGACAACAGUUCACGAAGAAAAUAGCAAUACCGGUAUAUCAUAUGAUGGCCAAGAUACCAGAAGAGAAACAAAAGCUUACCAUGUUUGUUUGUUUAUUUUUUCAAUAGCAUCAUUAGCCACCAGGCUUUAUAAUAUAGAAAACCCUCCACAUGUAUGUUGGGAUGAAACACAUUUUGGUAAAAUGGGAAGUUGGUAUAUUAAUAGAACAUUUUUCUUUGAUGUUCACCCACCUUUAGGAAAGAUGAUGAUAGGAUUAGCUGGCAUUUUUACUGGUUAUGAUGGUAGUUUUCCCUUUAGUAAACCAGGUGAUGACUAUGGUGACACAGAAUAUGUAGGGAUGAGAGUAGCUUGUGCUAUAUUGGGAGCUGCCUUGGUGCCUUUAUCUUAUAAAAUUGUUUGGUUAUUAACACAUUCCAUUGUUUCCUGUAUUUUUGCUUCAUCACUUAUUUUAUUUGAAACGGGAACAUUAACUCUUUCAAGACACAUUCUGUUAGAUCCUAUUAUGAUGUUUUUUAUCAUGGCUGCAACAUAUUGUAUGCUUAAAUUUCUUUCUUAUAAAAACCGACCUUUUACUAUAUCAUGGUGGUUCUGGAUGUGUGUAACAGGUUUUUUUCUAGCUUGCUCAAUUGGUGUUAAAUUUGUUGGAUUGUUUGUGAUAUUAUUAUGUGGUAUAUCAACUAUCAUUGAUCUCUGGAAUAUUUUAGGAGAUAUGUCAUUAUCUUUUGUUGAUUGUUUUAAACAUUUUGCAUCAAGAGUUGUUGGCCUUAUUCUGAUACCGGCCAUAUUUUAUGUUAUAUUUUUUGGAAUUCAUCUUAAAGUAUUGAACAGAACUGGAAAUGGAGAUGGAUUUUUUAGCUCUGCUUUUCAGUCACAAUUAAUAGGCAAUAAAUUGUAUAAUGUCAGUAUGCCAGCUAAUAUAGCGUAUGGAAGUAUUCUAACAUUAAAACAGAGAAGAACUGGGGGAGCGUAUUUACAUUCACAUUGGCAUCUUUAUCCAGAAGAACAUCCACCUAAACAACAACAGAUCACUACAUACAGUCAUAAAGAUGAGAAUAAUUAUUGGAUAAUAAAACAAGCUGAGAAAGAACCUGAUAAUGAUGCCCCACCACAGUUGGUUCGAAAUGGUGAUAUGAUUAGAUUAGAACAUGUUGUAACUCAUAGAAAUUUACACAGCCAUAGAGAACCAGCACCCAUCAGUAAAAGACAGUACCAAGUUUCAGGUUAUGGGCAGAAUGGAUAUGGAGAUGCUAAUGAUAUAUGGGUCAUAGAGAUACAAGGAGCAGCCAAAGGUGCAGUAGUUCAAACUGUUAGAUCUAAGCUAAAGAUCAUACAUUAUCAUGUCCGCUGUGCUCUGCAUGCCAAUGACAAGAAACUUCCUAAAUGGGGUUGGGAACAAUUAGAAGCUACAUGUCAUCCUAAUGUCAGAGAACCUAAAGCUUUGUGGAGUGUGGAAGAAGUUAAAGAUGCAAGAUUACCAAAUGUCAGUUUUGAAGUCUAUUGCCCAAGUUUUAUUGAAAAAAUCACAGAAAGUCAUGCAGUGAUGACACAGGGUAAUAGUGGGUUAAAACCAAAAGAAGGUGAAAUAACAUCAAGACCAUGGCAAUGGCCAAUAGAUUAUAGGGGUCAGAUUUUCUCUGGAAAAGAUUUUAGAAUUUAUUUGCUUGGUAACCCAGUUAUAUUUUGGUUAUCACUCAUUGUUAUGAUAAUAUUUUUCGUCAUUUAUAUCAUGUACUCUUUACGAUGUCAGAGAGGAGUACCAAUGCCAAAAAUGUUAAAAGAUUAUCAUACUAGAAUGUUUACAGCAUGUUGGUGGCUCGCUUUAGGCUGGGCAUUACAUUAUAUACCUUUCUGGUUUAUGACCAGAGUUCUGUAUUUUCACCAUUAUUUUCCUGCCUAUUUAUAUAGUGCCAUGUUAACAGGUAUUAUGUUGGAUUACAUGGUCACUAGAAUCUGUUUAAUUUUACCAGAAAAAUACACUAUUAGAUUUUUCUAUUCAUCAGUAUUCGUUAUUCUCGCCAUCAUUGUUUACAGUUUUUAUCUUUUUCAUCCUUUAACUUAUGGUAUGUCUGGUCCGCCUGCUAAAGAUGAAACAAGUAUGAUGUAUGGAUUAAAGUGGCUUGAUAGUUGGGAUAUAUAAUUCUUAUUCUUUUUGUGUAAUGGCAGCUAUGUUUAAUAGUGAAGUAGAGUUUACUAGGCUUGAUUGCUAGUCAAUGAUAUUGACUGAGAAACAGUUCGAGAGAGAGGAAGAUGAAUCUGUUUAUAGUUCAAUAACGUAAAAAUUAAUCUUUUGUCUUAAUCAAAUAUGACAGACUCUUCUUAUAUAGAAAUGUUUAUACCUAGUCCUUCACAUUAGCAAAACCAGGAAAGUCGAUAGCGUUACUCAAGAAACACCAUUUAAUGGGAUUUUUUUGUUGUGAUUUUAUAGUUAAUGCUGUCUAUCUAGAUAUUUAGAAUGGAUAAUGAUCAAAUAAAAAUUGCUGAAACUUGUCCCCUUUGAUUGUAUUGUGGGGUUUACACGGUUUCCUUGUUUUAGACAAGCAAUUUAAAGUUUACCUGGAAUUGAAUCUGUAUGGGUUUGUGUGAGUGAUCACUCACUUAAUUGAUUGAAUAUCGCACCAUUUGGCAUUGUGUAGUCUCAAAAUCAUUCCAAAAGAAAAAUCUACUAAAUGCCAGUGCCUUUUUCUUGGCUCAAUAUCUCAUUCCAUUUAGAAUAAUUGGGUCCUUUCAUUUCGCUUUGGCAGACAGUCAAAAAAGCCAUGGGGAGAACAGUCCAUCUUUGCCAAUAGAAAUGUUGGAGCAGCAGACAAAGGAUAUGAUAAUCAAAUCUUCUUCCUAUAUAUAUAUAUGUUCUCGAUUGACAAAUGUUUUCUGUCUGUUUUGGAUAAGUUAAUGGAGCCGCCCAAAGUUUUAUAAGAGAAAAAAGGUGAUAUAUACAUACACAUUUUAAAGAACAAUAUUGGUGUCAGUCAUUAUGUUUUCCUUUUGCUUUCGUCACUUCCGUUUUUUGAAAUCUUCAUUACGCUUCUAUAGUAGCAGUGAUGUCUGUGUUAAAAUUAUAUUUGGAACGUAUUGAACCAGUUCUAUCUAUUAUGUGAUAAUGACUGACACCAAUAUUGUUCUUUAAGAGUUAAAUAUUUUAAUGUUAUGGUAGAAAUAUUUUUAUAUUGAUUUUCAUCCAUAAGUUUAUUGCACAUAUUUCAAUAAUUAUUAAUCAGCAUAGAAUAUUAAAAGUAUAUGAUCUGUUUUGCAUAAUUACAAUAUUUUUUUAUUUUUUCCUGAAAUUAUAUUAUAUGUCUUUUGAAUGAUAUUCUUACAAAUUGUUCAAUUCACAAACAGCAAAAAUCAAGUGUACUUAUAGCAAUACUUAUUUUUAAAAAUAACAUUUAAAUUAAAUUUGGAUGUAGUCUUCUUGUUUUUGUAAUGCCAAGAAAAAUUAUCAUGGAUAUAUGUUGUUGUCACCUGCAUCUUUCGUCCAUCCUCAAUUUCUUAUGAAUAUUCUGAAGGUCAGAGUAGGUAACAGAUUUUUUUCAUAUUUGCUGGAAUUUUUUAGUGGGUCAUAAGGAAGAUUUCGAAAUUCAGAAUUGUUCAAUUCCAAAGGUUUGCCCUGUUUAUGUUGAAACCCAUUGUAGGAAUUAAUGAGAAUUUUAUAAAUUCAGUGAGAUUGUUGAGGUAUAUGGAAGUAUAAAAGUAUGUAAUACCAAGGUUGUGGACACUCUAGAAGUCACAAUUGUUGUUAUCAGAUUUUGAUUAAACAUACAAUAUAUGUCUAUGUCCCAAAAAUCUUGGUUCCCUUUGCUAUUUGCGCAUACCAGACCGUAACUUCCUGGCUUAUGACCCCUGAUUGUACAGAAAAUCGUGCCUUUUUUAGCUUGUCAAAAUUUUUUAUCCGAUUUUAAAAACCGUUUAAAUAUAUCACCAACGAAACUGACCGACAAAAUGGAUGCUCUUUGUACACAAGUGUGUAAUACGAAGAUUGUGGACCUUCUAGAGGCCACAAUUUUUAUCCGAUUUUGAUGAGGGGGGUUGGAUGGCCGAAUGGUUAGCACUUGCGCUCUGUAUCAUGAGGCCUGUCAUUGAGUUAACUGGCGUGGUUUCGAAUCCCCAGUUGUACGUGACAAGGAGUAGGGUUGCCUGUCCAACCUCGUGGCUUUUCUCCGGGUCCUCCGGUUUCCUCCCGCGCAAGCAAAUUAUUGAAAUAAAAUUAAACCAUAUGUUAACCCCGAAAUGACCUAGUCUGUGUCAAGUGGAGGUUAAACCCCAUUUCUCUCUCUCUCUCCGAUUUUGAUGAAAGUUAAAAUAUAUCUUUAUAUCCCAAAGAUCUCGGGGGACUCCGCCCCUUUCGAUAUUUGUGCAUUUCAGACCAUAACUUUCUGGAUUAUGGCCCCUGAUUGUACGAAAAAUCGCUUUUGUUUUUAGCUUGUUCUCUGUCCAUUUCUUGCAAAAUGUGGAUGUAUCUUGCCUGGCAACAGCUGGUUAAAAUCUCAGUAGGAUUUGUACAUUGGUAUAUAUAUAUAUAUAUAUAUUGUAUAUUACAGGUUGUGGCCUUUGUAGGUACUAAGUGUUAUACUGUACAACAAUUUAAUUGUAAAACUAACAAGACCCUGUGUAAUUUUUAUGUCAAAUAUUUAUUAAUCAUCGCAUAUUAAACUAAAGCAUGAAUGCACAUUGUACUAUUGUAUAUUUUAUUUAUUUACAUAUUAAAAGAAAAUCAUACAAAGA
This is a messenger RNA of Patella vulgata (common limpet), 5116 nucleotides long. RefSeq names its product protein O-mannosyl-transferase 2. Gene Ontology annotation, cellular component: membrane; endoplasmic reticulum. Gene Ontology annotation, molecular function: dolichyl-phosphate-mannose-protein mannosyltransferase activity. Bases 189 to 2534 code for a protein of 781 amino acids. Gene Ontology annotation, biological process: protein O-linked glycosylation via mannose. Lineage: Eukaryota; Metazoa; Mollusca; Gastropoda; Patellidae. The transcript is spliced from 20 exons. The record is from RefSeq and is a predicted model, not a curated record.